GCCAAUUGUUGGGUGGUUUUCACAGGGUUUUUGUCUUUCAUCCUCAUCUCUCAACUCUCAUUCUUCAUCUUUUCAAAUAUUUCUAGACAGAGAAACAAACAAAUUAUUUCUAGAGAGAGAAAAUCAACAAACGCUUGCGUCUCAAACACAAGUUCCUGAUCAAAAUUCAUCAAUCAAACUCAUGGGUUUUGCUUGUUACCCAAUCUUGUGAAUUGGGUUUGUGGGUUUUCGAUUAUCCAUUCGUACAUUUUGUAGAAUUGAUGGAAUAAAUUCGAUCAAGAAACAGAAUCUUGAAGAAAUUGUGUUGGUGAAUUCUUGAACAAAUCGCGGGUUUAUCACAGAUCGACCGAAGAUGGCGUGAAUUGUUUGUUAAGAUCGUUGAUAACCGAGAUAUGGUGUUGCAAAAGCGGUUAGAAUAUGGUUUUAACGGUUAUCAGGUCCCCCCGACUCCUCGGGCUCCCAGAUCAGCCAGGAAGAGGGUUUCGUCGUGGAAGAAAAACGAGGAUCAUAAUCGAAUGUGCGCGUUCGACUUACUAGCCACUGUCGCUGGCAAGUUAUUGUUGGAGGUUGAUGAAUCGGUUGAUAAGAAAAACCAUGAGGAAGUUAAAACUGUUAACAAGUGUCACGAGUCUACAAUCAAGACUGAAAACGGCUCUUCGAAACCAAACGUUUGUGAUCAAGGAAGCUGCAAUAAGAGCUUUUUCGUGUCGGAGAUUAUAAAAUCUCCUGUAACCGACACUUGUUCCGGGCCUGCUUCCGGCAUUACAAUUUCCGAUUGUAAAAUAGAGGAUAUAAACCAUAAACAAAUGAACAUCGACCCGCCUGUUGUUAAUAAUGUAGAUUGUAAUUUGAAUUUAGUUAUUAGAGACGAUGAUGAAAAAUCUUACGGGCCCACUCAGCCCGAUACCCUAAACAACAAAGCGUUUAGGGCCCGACCCCGUAUUGGUGACCGAAGAAUUAGGAGGUUAUCUGCAUCCAAACAGUGUGAUGUGUACCGUAACAAGAAAAACGGUUAUAAGUAUCAAAGACCGUUAAGGGAUUAUCCGUUCAAGAAACGAAGACUUUAUCAGUUGGAUAAUCCUUCCAAUUCGGAUAACAAAUCUGGAUUUAUCGAAGACGGUUCUAGUUUGGAUGCAACUUCUCAAGAUUCACAUGUGAAGCUGAAGAUCAAGUCUUUCAGAGUACCUGAGUUUUUCAUUGAAAUACCAGAAACCGCAACCAUUAGUUCUCUAAAGAGGACUGUUAUGGAGGCUGUGACGGCUAUAUUUAGCGGUGAGUUACAUGUCGGUGUGAUGCUUCAGGGGAAACGAAUUAGAGAUGACGAUAAAACUUUGUCGCAAACCGGUAUUUGCCAUGAUAAUAAGCUCGACGCGCUUGGUUUCACCUUGGAGCCUAACGAAUUACAAGUUUCGCCGUUUUUAUGCCCUGAGAAUCAGUCAUUAACUAGGUAUUCGCCACCUCAGACGGUAGCUAACGAAGUAGCAUUCCAGCAGCAGGCGGAAUCGCCAAUGACGAUUUCUAGGAACAUAACUGAAAGUGAUCAUGAGAUGUCAGUGGAUGAUAGAAGUGGUUUGGAUUCAAGGGCGUUAGUGACGGUUCCGGAUAGUAACGCGGGUGAGCUGGCGGUGGUCCCCGUGAGGAAGCCAAAGGGAGCUGAGGUGGCACAACGCAGGAUUCGGCGUCCGUUUUCUGUUUCCGAAGUGGAAGCUUUAGUCGAAGCUGUUGAGAAGCUUGGAACAGGAAGAUGGCGUGACGUUAAGUUACGCGCUUUUGAUGACGCAAAGCACCGGACUUAUGUGGACUUGAAGGACAAGUGGAAAACACUGGUGCACACGGCUAGAAUAUCACCGCAGCAAAGGAGAGGUGAGCCGGUGCCUCAAGAACUGUUAGACCGGGUGUUAAUCGCGCAUGGGUACUGGUCCCAUCAACAAGCCAAAAACCAGUUAAAGUUGAACCAUCAUCAGCUGGAUUCAACGCCAACUUGCCGACUUCUCUAAAAGGAAUAUCGUAACAUGUACAGUAAGAUUCUUUCCUUUUACAGUUCGCGUUUAAGCGAGCCAUCCGUCGCUAACAACUUUAGCUUGGCAUGUGUAGCAGUAGCCGCACGACCAGAUGGACAUGGGUUUGAGCCGUGGUGCACCGGGGUCGAACCCUUAUCUUGAUUUGGUAGCUGUGUUCUUUCUAAUUCAGUUUUUUUUUUUUUUUUUUUUUUUUUUUUUUUUUUUUUUUUGGGAUGUAAAAAAUUGACAAAAGGGUGGACAGACAACAAAGAGGUUGUGUAGUUUUGUUAUUAUGGUAGAGAUGGAAUAAAGAUGUUGAUUUAAGAUAAGACAUCAUAUUCAUAUUCUUUAUCAAAGUGUCAAUUA
Molecule: messenger RNA, 2366 nt
Organism: Helianthus annuus (common sunflower)
Lineage: Eukaryota; Viridiplantae; Streptophyta; Magnoliopsida; Asterales; Asteraceae
Product: telomere repeat-binding protein 5
Exons: 9
Coding region: 393-1997 (534 amino acids)
Molecular function (GO): protein binding
Source: RefSeq, a predicted model, not a curated record